Messenger RNA from Budorcas taxicolor (takin), 1228 nucleotides. RefSeq names its product piercer of microtubule wall 1 (gene PIERCE1). Lineage: Eukaryota; Metazoa; Chordata; Mammalia; Artiodactyla; Bovidae. The transcript is spliced from 3 exons. Gene Ontology annotation, cellular component: axonemal microtubule. The coding region runs from base 614 to 1024 and encodes 136 amino acids. Gene Ontology annotation, biological process: axoneme assembly. The record is from RefSeq and is a predicted model, not a curated record.
CCGGGCGGCCGAGGAGCCCCACGCUGCCCCGGGGGUACCCGCCGGGCAGCGGGGCCGCGCUCCCGCCCGGCCAGCUCUUACAGCAGUAUGUGGCCUAGAAGGGCUCCAUCAGGUUAGGCCAGUGUGCGGUCCAGCCUCAGACCCAGGGUACCGCCGAGUCUGCGGGCGGAGUGGCGAGGUCGCGGCGCAGCCCUGCCGCGCGGUGAGCGCCGGGUCCCCGCCGCAGAGCGGCCUCGGAGCACCGAGCCCCACUGAUGAGCCUGGGCCGGGGUCUUCGGUGCCCCGAGACCCGCCCCGCGUUUGGGGAAACGUGGCGUGCGUUCGCGCCGGUGGUUUCAGAGCACAGGGGCCGCCGCACUGCGGCCCCAGCAAGUGAUCCCUGUUCCCGCAGCCAGUCCAGGGCCUCGGGGCCUGCCAAGGAAGCUUCUGGAACUAGGACUUCCGCCCACCCCGCCGGCGGUGGCGGGGGGUGGGCGGCUCCCGCCCGGGGGUCGCGGCGCCUUUAAGGGCCGCGCCCGUGCACGGGGCGGGGGCGGGCCGUCGCUUAGGAACGGGACGCCGCGCCGCCGCCCGCGCCUUCUGUGCCCCCGGAGCGCGGGGCCACCGAGGCGGGAUGUCGGAGGAGGACCCCCAAGCGUGCGCGGAGCCAGAGGAGCCCAAGGCCGGGCCCCCGCCGGAGAAAACCAGCGACUGCUACCGCGUGAGCGAGGACCUGCCGGCCAGGUUCAACAACCCGGCCUGGUUUCGGGGCUACAGGACCAAGGAGCCCCCCUCAGUGUACAAGACCAGUAACCAAGUUUAUGGUAGCAGAGCCCCCACUGUGCACGAGAUGCCGAAGGUGUUUUAUCCAAAGUCGUAUAAGUUUUCUAGACAAGUUGCAGUGGGUGGAAUGUUCCAGAACAACACUCUCAAUGUCUACAUGGAGAAGAGCAUCGUGACGGGUCCUGACAACUACAUCACCUCCUACGACCGGCUCAACUUCCACCGCAGCUACCGGGUCUGCAGGCCGUCCUUCUGUGACUGAGGGGCCUCCCGGCUCCUCCGGCCGCCGUCUGCCCUAGUUCUUGGUGGUUCGCCCAGGCGUAAAGGGACGCGCUUUACCACUUUUCCCGAAAACACUUUUCUUCUCUAGAUAAGCAGGCAAACGGGGCAGCGGUGCUCUGCUUUCUCUGUCUUACACCUGAGAUGAAAAAGAUGGCUUGACUUUCCAUUAAAACUCUUGCCACGG